CGGAGCUGCAGAUUGUUUGUGUUGUUUGAUAUUUUCUGGAAUUUCAAUUACAACAUUUGUAUGAUGUAGUGAAGAUUAGUUGAAGUUGAGUAUCAUUUGUACCAUAGUUGUAUAAACUUAUCUUCAUAAUAUUUUUGAAGGAGAUAUGGCAAAAAUCAGAAAGAAUACACAUAAAAGUGAGGAAAUUAGUAGUUCUUCUGGUUCAUCUUCUUCUAUAUCCUCAGAUGAAGAAGUAGAUGCAAGGGAUUUAAAACCAAUUAAAGAAUAUUUAUCAGAUCGUAAGGAAUUAGCUCGACAGCUAUUUAAAUCUGUUAGAGCUGAGAAAAUACAAAUGAUGCUACCUCAAGUAUUGAGGAAAAUGGAUUUAGGGCAAUUAGAAAAGUGGUGUGCUAAUGAAUUAAGUGGUAUGUCAAAGAAACGUAUAUUAUCUAUUUUGAAUGGAAAACCUAUGGUAGAGUCAUCAGAAACUAGCGAGUCAGAUGAUUCAGGACCUUCUUUGGAAAUAAUCUCAGAUACAGAAGAGUGGUUUACCGAUGAAGAUGUACAUAUAAAGGAAGAGGGUUCCCAAAAAGGGAAAGUAAAGAAAGAUAAAGUAAAACAAAAAGUAAAAACUCAACUUCAUAAAAAGAAUGAUAGUAAACCCAAUCAUAAGAAAGCUUCUAAUAAUAUUUCUAAAAAUAUGAUAACACCAAAAGAGGAACAAGUAAAAACAAAUAAAGAAAAAGAAGGUGAUAGUUUGCUAGACUUGUUAGAAUUAGAAAUGCGUGCAAGGGCAAUUAGAGCACUAAUAAGAAAAGAGGAAGAUAUAAUACCAAAUACAUCCAAAUCUACUGAAACUAAUAAUACCUUAAAUAAUGAUGCAAUUGCUAAAGCGAAACAGGAUGAAAUGAAGGAGAAGGAAAAUUGUAGAAGGCAGUUAGAAAAAAUUAUCAGUGCCCAACAAAAUAGCACUGGUGAAGAUGAGGAUGUUGUCUUGGUUGUUCAACCAACUCCAACUAUCGAGUUACUAUCUAGUGAUAGUGAAAAUGAAGCUCACAGUGGAGUUCGUGUGAACAAAAAGUUAGAAAAUGAACGUGUAAUGGAGGACAAGGACAGUGUGCAAAAUGUAAAAGAAAAUAAAGAAGCAACAAGUAUAUCAGAAGUACACAAAGAACCAGAGGCACACAAAACUGAAGUUGCUAAACGACCUCACAGUACUAAUGCAUCUCAGACCGAUAGUCAAUCAAAAUCUAGUGGAAAGAGAAGAAAAACAAAGAAAAAGGUACAUGCAAAAGAGCAGAUGAAAGAUACAACUUCUGAAACUGAUGCACACACUGCAAAGACAUCUAAUGACAGUCAAAGCACUGAGUGUGUAAAGAAUGGUGAAUCAUCAGAAAAUGCAAAAUCAAAUGAGAAGAAAGAUGAAAAUAAUAUUACAUUGAAAGUGGCAUCUGAUAAGCAAAAUUCUACAGAAGCGUCAGGUGCAGUUAGAGUAAAUUUAGACGAAGAAAAAUCCAUUGACUUAGAUGAAAUAAUCGAUUUAGAUGAUUACUGUGAUGACAUGGAGGAGAUGGAGAACAGCGGGAACAAAAAUGAAAAUGCGGAAAUGAUAGUUAAGCAGAUUAAAUGUGAAACUGAAAAAGGCUCUGCACCAAAAUCAAACGGAACCGAAACUUGGGCGAGUCGUUAUUAUCAGACGGACGAUGUUCAGAAUGUGAUAAAAGAAUCGAAGAUACAGUCAGAAAUUCGUAAACGUUUGAGAGAGCGUCAAAGACUGUCAAAAGCUAGUACACCUCCAAAUAAGAAGUCGCAAACUUCUUCAUUGGUUGCUGAAGGUGCAACUAUUAAAGUUGCAGAAACAAAUCCCUUAGGUUCGGUAGACGAAUAUUUAGCCCUAAAGAAUACUGAUACGUGCCUUAGUAACAACGGUAGCGAUAGUUCUGGUGUUGUAAAAAACAAUGAGAUCAACAGUAGCAUAGAUCCAAAUAAAAUAAUUGAGAAUGACAAUGCAAAUGUGCAUCUUAAAAGUCAAAACGUUGAAACAAUUAAUUUAAGUCCUAGUGUAAAUAAUUCCUCGGUUAUAAAUAAUGAAACCGUAACUACUGUUACAAAUCCUGGUUGAUAAAAUUUGUACAUAACAAAUGCAUCUAUUUGCAUCUAUAAUUGUAUAUACAUGAUUAUCAUUACAGUAAAUAUUGUUCUCUAUCGUUUUUUUAUGUGAAGUAGUUUUUCAUGGAAUUAUUGUUUUGCAAAAUUGUACAUAUUUACGUUUAUUUAUAAUAAAACCUAUUCGGAUGCUGUAUCAAACUUGCAUUCAUUUUUACAGCUAAACUCUGUUUUUUGUAACCAAAGAUCAUUGAAUAAAAAC
Megachile rotundata (alfalfa leafcutting bee) is the source of this 2347-nucleotide messenger RNA. RefSeq lists its product as uncharacterized. Gene Ontology annotation, biological process: regulation of apoptotic process. NCBI's taxonomy places the organism in Eukaryota, Metazoa, Arthropoda, Insecta, Hymenoptera, Megachilidae. The record is from RefSeq and is a predicted model, not a curated record.